Molecule: messenger RNA, 1779 nt
Organism: Carya illinoinensis
Lineage: Eukaryota; Viridiplantae; Streptophyta; Magnoliopsida; Fagales; Juglandaceae
Product: cytochrome P450 98A2
Exons: 3
Coding region: 147-1676 (509 amino acids)
Molecular function (GO): heme binding; oxidoreductase activity, acting on paired donors, with incorporation or reduction of molecular oxygen; iron ion binding
Source: RefSeq, a predicted model, not a curated record
CAUGCUAUCGUGUGCCACACAACUUGGGCUGAGUCCUUUCACCAACUCCAUCUCUAAUAUUUAUCCACGUCUCUCCAACCAUUUUUUUUGGCUUCGGCCUCGUCACAAAGCAAUUUCUACAUUUUCUUCAUCCUCGAUCUCCUCCAAUGGCGCCUUUCCUUCUAAUACCCAUCGUGCUUGUCACCCUCUUCCUCGCAUACAACAUCUACCAGCGGCUUAGAUUCAAGCUCCCCCCGGGGCCUCGCCCGUGGCCGAUCGUCGGAAACCUCUACGACAUAAAGCCAGUGAGGUUCCGGUGCUUUGCCGAGUGGGCUCAAGGGUACGGCCCAGUUAUAUCGGUGUGGUUCGGAUCGACGCUAAACGUGAUCGUGUCGAACUCGGAGUUGGCAAAGGAAGUGCUCAAGGAAAAUGACCAGCAACUGGCGGACAGGCACAGAAGUAGGUCGGCAGCAAAGUUUAGCAGGGAUGGGAAGGAUCUUAUCUGGGCGGACUAUGGUCCUCACUAUGUGAAGGUCAGGAAAGUGUGCACCCUUGAGCUUUUCUCGCCCAAGAGACUUGAGUCUCUUAGACCCAUUAGGGAAGAUGAGGUUACAGCCAUGGUUGAAUCCAUUUUCAACGACUGCACCAAUUCUGAUAAUAAGGGUAAAAGUUUGUUGGUGAAGAAAUAUUUGGGAGCAGUGGCAUUCAACAACAUUACAAGACUGGCAUUUGGUAAGCGGUUUGUGAACUCAGAAGGCGUAAUGGACGAGCAAGGGUUAGAAUUCAAGGCAAUCGUGGCCAAUGGGCUGAAGCUUGGUGCAUCACUUGCCAUGGCAGAGCACAUUCCAUGGCUUCGUUGGAUGUUCCCUCUUGAGGAAGAGGCAUUCGCCAAACACGGCGCAAGGAGGGAUAGACUCACUAGGGCUAUCAUGGAAGAGCACACUCAGGCACGCCAGAAGAGUGGUGGUGCCAAGCAGCAUUUCGUUGAUGCUCUGCUUACACUGCCGGACAAAUACGACCUCAGCGAGGACACCAUCAUUGGACUUCUUUGGGACAUGAUCACUGCAGGCAUGGAUACCACCGCAAUCUCUGUAGAAUGGGGCAUGGCGGAGCUCAUCAAGAACCCAAGGGUACAACAGAAGGCCCAAGAGGAGCUAGACCGUGUCAUCGGAUUGGAACGCGUCGUGACAGAAGCUGACUUUUCGAACCUACCUUACCUGCAAUGUGUAGCCAAAGAGGCACUAAGGUUGCACCCUCCAACCCCACUAAUGCUCCCCCACCGAGCCAAUGCCAAUGUAAAAGUUGGUGGCUAUGACAUCCCUAAGGGAUCAAAUGUUCAUGUCAACGUUUGGGCGAUUGCACGUGAUCCGGCAGUGUGGAAAAAUCCACUUGAGUUCCGGCCGGAGCGGUUCCUUGAGGAGGAUGUUGAUAUGAAGGGCCAUGACUUCCGACUACUUCCAUUUGGCGCCGGCCGGCGAGUGUGCCCCGGUGCUCAACUUGGUAUCAAUUUGGUCACGUCCAUGCUUGCUCACCUACUGCACCAUUUUGUUUGGACACCACCAGAGGGGAUAAAGCCAGAGGAGAUUGACAUGUCUGAAAAUCCUGGAUUGGUCACUUAUAUGCGGAGCCCAUUACAAGCCAUGGCUGCUCCCAGGUUGCCAUCCCACUUGUACAAACGUAUGGCGGUCGACAUGUAGUUUUUCAUUUUGUUUGUUGCUAUAUAUGAACUUCGUGAUGAAAUUGUAAUUUGUUUGAGAUUUUUUAUAUAAAAAUGAAAAUGUGGUUUCUUUUUAUGCAUAA